CGGCAAACUACAGACUUUCGGCAGAACAGGCUCAGGCAGUGACGUCGGCGGUUGUUGUUGUUUGGCGCGGAGAAGAUGGAGGCGGAUGGCGGGGUCGCUGCCCAGUUGUUGAGGGAGUUCGUCUCCAUCACGGGGGCCAGUGAAAGCGUGGGCAAACACAUGUUAGAAGCAUGCGGCCAGAACUUAGAAAUGGCUGUCACAAUGUUCCUGGAUGGCGGUGGUAUCGCGGAGGAGCCUAGCACUAGCUCUGCAGGGGCGUCCACAGCUCGACCUGCUGCAGAAGAUGAUGUUCGAGCUCCUAUACCACAGAAACAAGAAAUCCUUGUGGAGCCAGAAAUAUUUGGCGCUCCCAAAAGGCGAAGACCAGCGCGAUCAAUAUUUGAUGGCUUCCGGGAUUUUCAAACUGAAACCAUUCGCCAAGAACAGGAACUGCGGAAUGGAGCAGCAGUUGAUAAGAAAUUAACUACCUUGGCUGAUCUGUUUCGACCGCCUAUUGAUCUUAUGCAUAAAGGCAGCUUUGAGACAGCGAAGGAGUGUGGGCAGCUGAAGAACAAGUGGCUGAUGAUCAAUAUUCAGAAUGUGCAGGAUUUUGCUUGUCAGUGCCUAAAUCGAGAUAUUUGGAGCAAUGAUUCUGUGAAGUCUCUAAUACGGGAACAUUUUAUAUUUUGGCAGGUUUAUCAUGACAGUGAAGAGGGACAGAGAUACAUUCAGUUCUACAAGUUAUCAGAUUUCCCAUAUGUCUCCAUUUUGGAUCCUCGUACAGGCCAGAAGAUGAUUGAAUGGCAGAAAUUAGAUGUUAACUCCUUCCUUGAACAAGUUACAGGAUUUUUAGCGGAGCAUGGUCAGCUCGACGGACUCUCCAGCAGCCCACCAAAGAAACGGCUGCGUUCUGAGAGCCUCAUCGAUGCAAGUGAGGACAGUCAGUUAGAAGCGGCAAUACGUGCCUCCUUGCAAGAAACCCAUUUUGACUCUUCAGCCAGUAAACAAAACGCCCGAUAUGAGGAGGAGUCGGACACAGAGCUGUAUUCUGGCAGUGAAGAGUUUAUCUCUGUCUGUGGAUCAGAUCACGAGGAAGAGGAGGAGAGGCCUCCAGAGUCAUUGCCAGAACAAGAGAUUUCCAGCAGUAAAUCUAGGAAGGCCACCUGUAAAACCAUCAAUCACAGGAAAGAUGAUUUAAGUCGGGCAGAGCCAGUUGUAGAAGAAGCAGAUGAAGACUCCUCAAACUACCAGUUGCUACCUGAAACAACUCAUGCGGGAUCUCAAGCUACAAAGGACAAUGUUGGGAAUGAUGAAUCCUCUGAAGACUGUCCUGACACUAGUAACGGUCCCAAAGCGAAGCUCAUGUUGCGAUACCCAGAUGGCCAAAGGGAACAAAUUUCAUUACCAGAAAAGGCCAAGUUAAUGGCCCUGGUUAAGCACGUGCAGCAGAAAGGAUUUCCAAAUGAGAGGUUUGAGCUCCUUACAAACUUUCCACGACGGAAGUUAUCACACUUGGACUAUGAUAUUACGUUACAAGAAGCCGGCUUGUGUCCUCAAGAGACUGUGUUUGUGCAAGAAAGAAAUUGACCACCUCAUGUUACCGUCCCUCCUGUUACUUUGCCAUUCCUAAUAAGAUAUUUUAUUUUUUAUUUUUAUUUUUUUGGUUCUCCAACUUUCUUUUGUCUCGUCCUUAAUGCAUAUUGCUUGGGAAUGGCAGGUAUCAGUGACCUAACAAUGGUCAGCGGAGGCCUAUUUGGGAGAUUUAGUGGUGGAAGACACCAUGAAGGCAGUUUUCAUAUUUUGAAACUUUUCUGUCUUCCACGAAUACUGGAAGAAGCAGGCCUCAUACACCGGUAUCUCCCAAUUAUUUUAGGAAGGUCGGUUUUUUUUUUUUUUUUUUUUUUUAAACUUUCCAUAGUUUAUAUGUUAAUUUGGAACUUCAAGGGGAGUUCCAUCAGUGACUCUUAUUUAUUACUUUUUUCACCUUUUUUUUUAUGUUUGCAAAACCUGCAAAGCAUAAGUUUCAUUUCAGACCUGUCAUUUCAUAUUCAACAUGCUGAUCCUGGAACCAUGACCAUCUCACAUCUGUGUCUAAAUGUGUUACGAAAUGCCAGUAAUAUUGGGGGCAGCUAUGUCUAAUUGUCCAACUCCCUCGGUUAAGAAUCGAUUGGUGGAUUACAGGGCGAGGUGGAGUUUAUCAAGCCCUACACUCCAGAAUUCUGGCUUCAAAAAGUCGCUAAAUAUGGCUUAAUGACUCUUUGGGCUUACUUAGGGAAAAAUCUUGCAACCUCCUGGAAGACCAAAAAUAAAAUAAUUCAGGUUAUGGCAGAACGGUGCCCCAUUUCUAAAUUGGAUGAUUUAUUUAGAGUUAAUAAAGCCGCAUUUACACGACUGAUGUUUGGGCUGAUUAUCUGGAAUGAGCGUUCCUAUGAACACUUGUUUCCAAUAAUCGGCUUGUGUAAAGGUGCCGCAUAUCACCUGAUGAAUGAAAUGAUCUGAGGUGAGGACACUUCAGCGUCUAAACAUUCUUCUGCUGCCCAGUAACAAGGCUUUUGUAGGUGGACUAGCAACAGCCAUCGCUCGUCCUCAUACUGUGGAGGUGAUCGCUGCAUGUCAAUACAUUUCUUCACCUCCACUUUAUGAGCAGCCGAUUGUGGCGUAACAACUCUUCCUUCCUGACAAUCGGCUGCCCCUCGCAGAGUCUAAAUGCAGCUUAAAUCCACUCUUUAGAACAGGUUCUCAUCAUUUUCCAUUUAAAAUGAAUGGAAGCACAGCUUUUGAGUAGCAUAAGGCCUCUUCCAUACAAAGGAUCCGUUCAGGUUUUGCCCAAAAGUUCAGUCAGUUAUGUCUGCGAUUGCAUUCAGUGUUUUGAGAUUAUUAUUUUUUUACCCCACACGGGUGCAAUCAGUUUUUGAUCCAUUUUUCACGCGCAGAAAAAAAAAAAAAAACACUGAAGAAUAACAAACUAUAUCUCGUAGCAUUGCAUCUAGAUGCAAUCUGUUUUUCACUGAAGCCCCAUUCCCUUCUAUGGAGCCAGGGCCGCGUGAAAAAAAUGCAGAAUAUAGAACAUGCUGCGAUUUUUAUUUUAUUUUUUCCCCUGAUGCGAAAUGAGGCAUGAAAUACCUUUUUAAUAAUAAUGGGUCAGGAUUCAGUCCGGAUUCAAUGCGUUAGCUUCACGCAUCUCACUCGGACAGAAAACUUGCUCAUGUGAAAGAAGCUUUAAAGAGUUUGAUUUUUAUUUUAUUUUUUCUUCUCCUAGACACAGUACCACUCUUGUCCAUCGAUUUGUGACUGGUAUUGCAGUCCUGUCCCAUUCACCUGAAUGGAGAUGAUCUGCACUGCAAGGCCAUAGAUAAUAGUGGGGCCAUACCUGCUAGAAGGCAGCCAUGCUUUCAUUAUCCAUCCACCUUACAUCAAAUCAAUUGUGCAACUUGGUCCAUUUCUAAAACGGUCAUGUAGCCUUAGUACUUAGACUGAUUUAUUUUUUAUAAAAACAUUUUAAAUUUGUUUUCCUUCCCUGAGAAUAGAAAACCUAUUGAUGUGACACAUUUUAGUGUGUUUUCAAUAGUUUAUGUAUUGGGUUCAAGGUUUGGGCUUGACAAAAUCUUUGAGAUCUGCUUGCAUUCCUUCUCAAAUGCAUGUUAAUGAGUUUUUGUGACUCCCAAUUAUGUUCUGGAAAAAUAAUGCACACUGUGGCGCUAUUUAUUCCUGCUCCAAAAAGGCUGACUAGCCCUAUUGAAUGGUGUGCUAAUCCUCCUGUGCAUCAGAUGCAUAUCCGCGGCACUAAUGAGUGUCAACUUCUGAUUUCUCGUUUAGAUUCUCCAAGAAAUAUGUCUGGCUUGCCAUCAGACAAUUUGACAUGUGUGACCAUACUGAGCUGUUAAAAUAUUUGCUCUAAAUACAUGAAAGGGUUUAGGUUCACAUCAUGUUUUUGUUUUGUGUUUAACGUAUACAAAAACAUAUACAUUAAAUGGUUGCCAUACAAUGGCAUCCGUCCGUCACCAUAGAGUUCUAUUGUCAAAAGGAAAAUAUAUGUUAACAUAUAUACGUUUUUUGCUAGACUCUGCGGGAAGGAAAAGCGUAGUCUACUGCACUUUUGCAUACCCCCCCCCAAAAGUAUGUUAAACAUAAGACAAACAUGAAAACAUGACGUGAACCCAACCUUGGUGUACAUAUUUCUCGGUUACUCUACCCAUACAGUGUACAGUUGGCCAUAGACUUGAGGUAGAACGAAUGAUCGUUACCCUAAUGCAGCCAUACACAUUGGUCAGUCUGUCACAAAUGCUCAGUGAUACUGGCCAAAGGAUGAGCAAUCUGUUUGGGAACGUUCUUUCACAGGAAAAAAAAAAAAAGUUCAUAGACUAAAUGUGUCCGACUUCUUCUUUUCAGACAACGUUCUCUGUUGGCUAAUCGAUCAUUCGUUGUU
Molecule: messenger RNA, 4405 nt
Organism: Bufo gargarizans (Asiatic toad)
Lineage: Eukaryota; Metazoa; Chordata; Amphibia; Anura; Bufonidae
Gene: UBXN7
Product: UBX domain protein 7
Exons: 11
Coding region: 76-1566 (496 amino acids)
Biological process (GO): proteasome-mediated ubiquitin-dependent protein catabolic process
Cellular component (GO): nucleus
Molecular function (GO): ubiquitin binding
Source: RefSeq, a predicted model, not a curated record